This is a messenger RNA of Colletotrichum phormii, 900 nucleotides long. RefSeq lists its product as uncharacterized. Bases 31 to 900 code for a protein of 289 amino acids. The transcript has a single exon. The record is from RefSeq and is a predicted model, not a curated record. Lineage: Eukaryota; Fungi; Ascomycota; Sordariomycetes; Glomerellales; Glomerellaceae.
CAAGCACAGUCACCUGUUCUUCUAGAGACAAUGGACCAUCACCCUCAGCAUCCCGCUCCCGAGGGGCGGAUCGUGUACUCCCAACCACGACCAUAUCUCCCCCGCCAAGAAGGCCCCUUGCCGAAUUAUCGGCCUAGACCGGUGGAAAACGAGUUCGAGGAAGACGAGACUGAGUCUGACGAAGGAAACAUCGCCCCCGUCGCACGACACCAAUCUCCGCCGCCGGAACUAGCCCAACCGGUCCAAAACCACCACGAGACACCAUAUCCCAGGCCCCUCUUCUUCCCAGAAGCGACAUCAGCCUCUCAGCGCAGACCCGAAGACGCCCUCACAAGCGACGGAAUCCACCUCCCUCGCCUCACUCACGGCCCAGCACCCGUCUUUGAAUGGGACUCCCCCGUCCCGCCCCCGCGAGUGGAUGAUAUCCUCCGCGAAGUCGACUAUAACUUUGGUCCUCCUUGGGCCCGUCGUCGCAUCGACGAGCGGACUCUAUUCCCGCACGACGUCGCGCUGCGGUAUACGCCAGCGCACGGGGAAGAGUACUUUCGCGAGCAAGAGGCCCGGUUCCCGUUGCGACGAUAUUUCCCGGGCACUCGCCCUUCCGAGGCGGGGAGUAACGCCGCCUCCGCCUCCGCUGUCCACGGGAACGGGUACCGCGCCGUGGGGGAUGCGUCUUCGCCGCCGGGGCUGGUGUAUCACGGCCAUCGCAUUCCGGCGCGGGAGCGGGAGUAUGACGAGCCCGCGGCUCCUAGGGAUCCGCCUCCUGUACGAUUCGAUGGCCUUGCGGUUCCGCCUGGCACGCAGUUUUAUCGCUUGCCGCGUAUUGCUGAGCGGGAGUCUCAGGAGAGGCAGGAGGUGGAGGAGGAGGGUUUUACUGGGAUAUUGAAUACGCCCCUGUAG